Kockovaella imperatae is the source of this 957-nucleotide messenger RNA. Its product is annotated as snare region anchored in the vesicle membrane C-terminus-domain-containing protein. The transcript is spliced from 5 exons. Gene Ontology annotation, molecular function: SNARE binding; SNAP receptor activity. The coding region runs from base 193 to 924 and encodes 243 amino acids. Lineage: Eukaryota; Fungi; Basidiomycota; Tremellomycetes; Tremellales; Cuniculitremaceae. Gene Ontology annotation, cellular component: ER to Golgi transport vesicle membrane; Golgi apparatus; SNARE complex. Gene Ontology annotation, biological process: endoplasmic reticulum to Golgi vesicle-mediated transport; vesicle fusion. The record is from RefSeq and is a predicted model, not a curated record.
CGAUAAUCGUGGAAGUUGACACUCUGAAUGCUUUCCUCCUGACUGACUUCCGUUGCGUUUGAUUGCGUCUCCUCGCACUCUAUAGUAGCUUUCAAGAACGUUUCUUUUCUGACUCUGCACAGCUACUUGCUUGCCGCUUGGACAACUGUGACGCCUCUAGUCUCCUUCGCCAGCCCCCGUUCCUUCUCCACGAUGAACUCGCUCAAUUCCUUGGGCAACAGGCAGAUUGCCAGUCUGAACGCAGAUCUAGCGAAGAUGGAAUCGGGCGAAGCGGGACCAAGUGUACAGGGCCAAAUCACCACGACGCUCGGAGCGCUGAAUCGCUUGAUCGACGAUUAUGAUUCCAUGGCAAGAAAGGAGAUGGUCACGGCGGCCCGGGAGAAGGCCAAUACCCGCGUCGCAAAGCUCAAAGAAGAGCACAAGAACCUCAAGCUGAGAUUCGAGCAGGCAAAGUCUGAAGGACAGCAACGGAAACGCGACGAACUCUUCUCUUCCACUUCUUCUACCUCUCACUACUCCUCUGCCAGUGGUUCUGCAACACAACGCAAAGCUACCAACCCAAAUGCGCCCCCUUCACCCAUCCACGAAUCCCCCUUCGCUACCAACGCUUCCACUCACUCUUAUACUGGUCCAUCCGCACGUGAAGACUUUGCUCUGAGAGAACACACCUUCUUGCAAGAAUCGGAGAAUUCGAUCGACCAGUAUAUCGCUCAAGGGCGUUCGGUUCUGGAGAACCUGGUGGAACAAAGGGGGAUGCUCAAAGGGACCCGGAGAAAACUGUUGGAUGCUGCGAAUACGUUGGGUCUGAGUAGAGAGACUAUUGGCUGGGUGGAGCGGAGAACAAAGCAGGAUGCUUGGAUCUUCGGGGUUGGGGCGACCUUCACUCUCUUCAGUUUCUGGGUCAUUUGGCACUACUUGGGAUAAGAGGGGCUGCAACGUCUUGCAUGUACGAGCUAC